UGUCAUGUAUUCAGUAUUGAGUUCGCAUAAAUAUUUUGAUCGGCAAGUACGCUCGUAUCUUCAGUAAAACCGUGAUAUUUAUUUACUGAUCAUUUUUAAUAGCGACUUUGUUGUGUUCGUUGACUCAUGAUGUGAUUAUAACUAAAGCAAUGUUACUAUUUAAAACAUGGUUCAAUCAUAAUAUAUGUUGAAUCGUGAGAAAAUAAUCGCUUCAUCAAUUUAUUAUUGACGAUACCAAGAACACAAAAUGCCGUCAGCCGAGAAGAAGAGCGCUAUCUUGAUGACCUGCGGGUCAUUUCUAGUUGUUGGUGGAGCUGUCAUGGUUGUCUUCUGGCCGACAAUAUUCUUUGCACAGUUAAAAAGUAUGAUGACGUUGACACCGACCUCGACAUCGUUCGAGAUAUGGCGGGAUGUGCCGAUACCAAUGUACCUAGAAUGUUUUAUGUUCAACGUCACCAAUGUGGAUGAUAUAUUGGCUGGAAAAAACGUCACGUUGGAAGUUGAAGAACUAGGGCCAUAUGUGUAUAAAGAGUCUCAUACAAAGAAAAACAUAACCUGGAACGACAAUGGAACGGUUACGUUCUACAACGAGCGUUUCUGGCACUACGUCCCGGAAAUGUCGAAUGGAAGCCUGUCUGAUAUGAUCGUCAGCAUAAAUCCUAUCGUCGCGACGGUAGCAUACGUGAUGCGUCACCAGCCAACUAUCCUCAGAGUGCCAGUGGACGUGUUCAUGAGGAUGUACCACGACAAUAUGUUCAUUAGCGCGAAUGUAUCCGAUUGGCUGUUCGAUGGCAUCGAUGACCCGAUAUUGGACAUCGCGCAGCGCUUCCCGGAUCUGCCAAUCACGAUACCGUAUGACAAGUUCGGAUGGUUUUAUACGCGUAACGGGAGUCUAGAGUACGAUGGUAUUUUCUUAAUGAACACGGGCGAGAAUGACUUCUCGCAGCUCGGUAAUUUGGAGAAGUGGAAGUAUUCCAACAGAACAGAGUUCCGGGAUCAGUGCGGGGAUGUGAGGGGGUCGACCGGGGAGCUGUGGGCGCCUGAGCUUGGACAACCCGAGAUUACAAUCUUUGCUCCGGAUAUUUGCACUUACAUGAAUCUCGCUAAAGUCGGCCCGACUAGGAUACAAGGCAUCGACGGAGUGCUGUACGCGGCCAACGAAUCUCUCUUUGAUAAUGGAUACAGGUAUCCCAAUAAGGCGUGCUACUGCGAUGAAGUGAGAGAUGAUAACUGCAUCCAGUCCGGAGCCCUGAACGUGUCGUCGUGUCGGUUCGGAGCGCCGGCAUUCGUGUCGCAGCCGCACUUCCUGAACUCUGACCCGUACUACCCCAAAAAGAUUAAGGGUCUUAGUCCUAAUGAGGACAUGAACUUUCAACUGGCGCUGGAGAUGUACACCGGCAUGCCGCUGCGGGUCGCGGCGCAGCUUCAAAUCAACCUCCUAGUCAGACACAUCCGGGGUUUCAGCCUCAACAACCAGCUGCCGGACGGCGACACGCUGGUGCCCAUGUUCUGGUUCCGCCAGGAGGUGCGCGUGACGGACGAGUACGCGCGCCUGGCGCGGUUCGCGCUCAACCUGCGCAGCGGCCUGCCCUACGGGUUCUACGCCCUCACGGUAAUCGGGGUAUUCCUGCUUGUAGGUGGUAUAUUUAUAUUAAUGAGAAAAUUGCUAAAGACAACUGAUACCUCGCCGAUUCUAGAGUCACCACAUGAAGAAAUACAGUGAUCGAGGCGGUAGAUGUGGAUGAAUUUAUGUCAAUUGUUACCGUAAAUAGUCAUAAGUAAUAUAGUAUCAAAUACUGACCAUUGACCAAGAAGUUUUCUAACUUUGAGGUUUAAUUUGAUUGACAUGAUAUUAUUUUUCUUUAUAAUCAAUCAAAAAUGUUUUUGUUACUUAAUUUUAAACUUUACUGUUAAUAUUUUUAUAUGUAAAAAUAAAGAUUAUAUAAAUAUAUUCAUACUAUAAUGGUGCUAUAUAUUUGCAUAAGAAUAACAAUAAUAAUC
Vanessa tameamea is the source of this 2001-nucleotide messenger RNA. It is a transcript of the gene SCRB3, whose product is annotated as protein croquemort-like. Lineage: Eukaryota; Metazoa; Arthropoda; Insecta; Lepidoptera; Nymphalidae. The record is from RefSeq and is a predicted model, not a curated record. Gene Ontology annotation, molecular function: scavenger receptor activity. Gene Ontology annotation, cellular component: cytoplasm; membrane. The coding region runs from base 248 to 1723 and encodes 491 amino acids. The transcript has 11 exons.